Hyalella azteca is the source of this 2233-nucleotide messenger RNA. RefSeq lists its product as uncharacterized. Bases 194 to 2071 code for a protein of 625 amino acids. The transcript has 4 exons. NCBI's taxonomy places the organism in Eukaryota, Metazoa, Arthropoda, Malacostraca, Amphipoda, Hyalellidae. The record is from RefSeq and is a predicted model, not a curated record.
AGUAAAGAAAUAUGAAAAUUAUAUAAAUUACAUGAACAAUUUGAAGUCAACCAUGCGCAGCACGAUUUCCUGCAUAUGUUGUGUUGCUGAGAACCUGUAAUAAGUUCCUACGGAGUCCUCAUCGCACACGGUAAAUAAGUAGAAUAUUAUUAAUAAUACUUCUGGCUCAACUUUUAUUGGGGAAUAUAACUCGAUGUUUGCUGCGGACGCGGCGUCCACUCAGCGGCCGGCGACAGCGCUGGCCGUGUGUCACCAGCACGAGUUACGGCCCCGUCCUUACGUGGUUGGCUAUUCAGGCUACAUCCCAGGGCUGAUGUUCCAGUACGGCAGGACCUUCGCCAAGGCCGCUGAGGACUGCGUCGUGACCUUCCUGAAGCAGCAGGAGGAGCGCCUUACAACCCGACAUGUCGAGGCGGAGCGCCGAUGCAAGUCACUGCCCCGCAUGCGUUCUGUACGCAACGAAGAGGUCGAGAAAACACGCCACACUUUCACUUACGCGCUCGGUGAGCCGAUUUAUGAGGAAGACUACCCACCUCUUCCCGGCUACACUGGGCACAUACCCAAAGUGUCCAGAACGUCCGUGAUUGGUCGGUCCGUGGCGUCUGCCACGCGGCGAGUCAGAGAAAAGUCCACCAUGGAACAAAAAGUCAAGGAGAUUAACCAAGAUAAAUCAGUGGAGAGAUACCAGGAACAGACUGCGUCGUCUAGAGCAAAACAAGUCCAUCUCACCAAAACUCACCACGAGUCCGUGACCACAGUCAGAAGUGCGACGUCGAACGUAAAUAAAGUGUCCAACCAGACAGUUCAGAAUGAGGUAGAUGGCGACACAGCCGAUGAUCAAGCACUCGUUGCGGAUAGCGAUUAUCCCGAAUCCGAAAAGAAAGAAAUUAAAAUUGAAAAUGAUGGUGCAAAUGCACAAAACAUUGAAGAUAGUAUCAGUUCUAAUCGGGAGGAGAGGGCUUCCAAAAUUUUUCGACAGGAGAUUGUCAAAAAGGACGAGCAAGGCACGAGUAUUUCAAGGAUUAUUCGCCAAGAAAUUAUCAGAGACAGUGAUCCAGGCUCUAUUGCGGAGCAGCAGGUGUUAGCAGGACAAAUCAAGUGCAUUGAUUGCAACUUUAAUUCUGAUAGCGCCCAACAUACAGAAACAGGAUCUUGGGCCGUUGAAAGCUCCGAGACUGCAAGGACUAGAAACUUGUCUACUGAAUCUUUUAUAAGAACUACGUCUGCAAGAUCAUCGUUCCAUCAGUCGAUGAUUAUGCGUACGACUCGUCAUGAAAGCCACUCUGCCGGGAAGCAUAAGGAGGUUCAUAAAAGUCUUUCGCCUUCUAAAGAUAAUAAAUCGCAAUCUCCUAAGAAGUCUGAACCAAAAGCAGCUGUUCAAUUUUCUCCAAAGAAAUCUGACUCUCGACCGGCGGCUCAAACAUCGCCAAAUAAGUCUGAUAACAAGACAUCUCCUCUGAAAAUGCGGAGUCAAACGAAGCCUAAAACUCAGCCUUCACCUCCUAGAAAAUCUGUUGCUGUCAAGUCAAAAACAUUGCAGGCAUCACAAGAAAGAACUGAAUCAAAGAUUCAUACUUCUUCCACAACAACCAAGAGUGCACAACAGCAAAGCUCACAAAUUAAAUCUCAAGUUUCGUCGAAAAAAAUUCAAAAUUCGUCUCAAAAUAUUUCUGAUCUCAAGACUCAAAACACAAAUAAAGCUAAAAAUACACCAGAAAAAACAUCUGCAUUGCAAAAGAACACCGAAACAUCUACGAGCAGAAAAUCAUCUCAACAAAUCCAUGAAACUAAGACGCAAGUUUCAUCCACAGCUCAGAAUAUAUCUCAACAGAUCACUAAAGGAUUGCCCAAGGAAACAAAAAGCUCGCAAGGAGCAAUGAAGGAAGAGCUUGUCAAGAAAGAUGCAUUGAAACCUGAAUCAGUUGAAAGCCAAGCUCAAGCCGUGAGUUCAUCCGAACCCAAAGCUGAGCGCACGGAGACCAAACAAAAGGACCUGAAGGAAAGCUUCGACGCAAAAAUAGUGCACAAAAGUUCCGUAGUAGAAAAGGCACUGAAUGAACCUGCCAAUUAAGGACGACAAGGCCACGUGGUAUAACGUUAUCCCAUUAUCAGUAACACGCAAAACGCAACUAUGCUUUGGUUGCGAAUUUAGGAAAAUAAAAUAUUUAAGUUUCACUUUUGAAUUCACAAUUCUAGAUGUGCAAUUACUGCACUUGUAUUUCCUCAUAAAGUU